This is a messenger RNA of Galeopterus variegatus (Sunda flying lemur), 387 nucleotides long. RefSeq names its product indolethylamine N-methyltransferase (gene INMT). Gene Ontology annotation, cellular component: cytosol. NCBI's taxonomy places the organism in Eukaryota, Metazoa, Chordata, Mammalia, Dermoptera, Cynocephalidae. The record is from RefSeq and is a predicted model, not a curated record. Gene Ontology annotation, molecular function: N-methyltransferase activity; amine N-methyltransferase activity.
AUGGGGGAAGAGCAGGAGUCCCAGCUCCGAAGCACAGUCACGUGGUUGCUGAACUGCGACCUGACCAAACUGCACCCCCUGGUGGCCCAGGUGCCCCUAGCCUAAUGCAUGCUGUUGCUGCUGGCCUUGGAGAGUGCCUGUGCCAACGUGGACAUGUGCCAGGCCGCUGGGCACCUGGUCACCAUGGCCACCCUGAAUUCCCAGCACUACAUGGUAGGCUACGAGAAGUUCUUCGGGCUCCACCUGGAGGAGAUGGUGGAGAAAGCCGUGCAGGAGGCCGGCUGCCUGGUGCUGAGGUGUGAUCACUGCCCCGUCAGCUACUCCAAGGCCUGCUCCAUCAAUGAGGGCAUCUGCUUUGUGGUGGCCCAUAAGGGCCCUGGCAUCUGA